This is a messenger RNA of Phymastichus coffea, 3075 nucleotides long. RefSeq lists its product as uncharacterized. The transcript has 4 exons. The coding region runs from base 69 to 2954 and encodes 961 amino acids. Lineage: Eukaryota; Metazoa; Arthropoda; Insecta; Hymenoptera; Eulophidae. Gene Ontology annotation, molecular function: telomerase inhibitor activity; nucleic acid binding. Gene Ontology annotation, biological process: regulation of ribosome biogenesis. Gene Ontology annotation, cellular component: nucleolus. The record is from RefSeq and is a predicted model, not a curated record.
UCUAUCGAGGUGCGCAUCAAGAAGUGUCCUUCAUUUUUAUCCAGAGACUUUAUUAUUCAAGAAACAAAAUGUCAAUGCUAGCGGAACCAAGACGCAAACAAAAGUUUACUCUCAAUCCACGAGGGAAACACUGGAGUGAAGACCCCAACAAAUUUGGCCAAAAGAUGCUUGAGAAAAUGGGUUGGAGUGUUGGGAAAGGACUUGGAGUUAAUGAGCAAGGAAUGACAGAGCAUGUCAGAGUAAAAGUGAAAAAUGAUCAAGUUGGUAUUGGCUAUCAGAAGGAUAAAGAUGACCAUUGGACUGAACAUCAAGACGAUUUCAACCGCUUCCUGCAGAACUUGCAAAAGGAGGAAGGUGGAAAUAUUGAAGAUGCUAAAAACAAUAAUAAAAUUUUGAGUGGCAAAUCGUUAGAGGAAAAGUCAAAGCAUAGUCAAAAAAGAGUGCACUAUAAAAAGUUUACAAGAGGUAAGGAUGUUAACAAAUAUAGUACAAAAGAUUUGGCUAAUAUUUUUGGCAAGAAAGAUUUGAAUGAGAGUGCCGUAAAGGAAGAAAAUGUAGAAGAGGAAAAUGUUAAUGAUCCUAUUGGUUCUAAAGAGACAACUAUCAAUAUUCUUAAUGUUAGUAGUGGUAAUAUGGAUGAUCAUUUAAGAAAAAAAUCUAAUAUUUGUCAUCAAAAUGGUGCCAGUCAAGUCAAAAAAGAACCUAAUGAUGACUAUAAAAUAUGUGUUGGAUUUAGUUACUCCACAAAGCCUACAAGUAAAUUUUAUGUCAAUAACAAUGAUGAUCAUGAAGAGUGCAAAUUUGAGAGUGAAUCUGAAAAAUAUGUAGGACUUGGUUUCACAAAAAACAAUGAGUCAAAAUCGAAAAUUAAAAAACAUAUGAAUUUAAAUUACAUUUAUGAUAAUCCAUGUCUGGAUUUGAAUAUUUUAGAUGAUUCAUCUAUACCUAAAACAAUUGUACCUAAUGUCAUUGAUUUAGAAUAUUCUAAAAAUACCACUACGAAAAAAAGGAAAAGUGACUUUAGCUAUGAUAAUCAAGGAUUAAAUAUAAAUUGUCCUGAUAGAUAUACCCCUAAGAAACAUAAAAGUGAGAAUUCUUACGAAAAGGAAGGUAGCAAUAUAGGACUCUUUGAAGGUCAAGUUAAUGUAAAAAACAAAUGCAAUAGGAAUAUAUAUGAAGUUACAGAAAACAGCAGUGAAUCAUUAGAGAAACAAAAAUUCAAGAAGUCAAAAAAAAUAAAAAAUGAAUCAGUGUCCAAUGGUAUUGAAAACCCAGCCCUUGAUUUAAAUGCUCCUGAUAGAUAUCUUGCACAAAGCUCCACAGUCAAAUGUGAAUCUGUAUCACCAGUUUCUAAUUCUUCAAUGCAAAUAGAUGGAUCUAUUGGUGCAAAAAAUAAACCAAGAAUAAUAAAGUAUGAAAUCAUUUCAAAUAAUUUUAGUAAUUUAGGACUAGAUUUAAAUUAUACUAAUAAAUCAAUGUGCAACAAAACAAUGGAAGUUGAAGUUGAAGCACAUGAAAAUCUUGCUUUAGAUAUUUCUGAGAAACCAACACCAAAAAAUAACAGGGAAAUAAAAAUGAAGUCUAUGGAUUUAUUUAAUGCAUUUGAUAAUACAGGACUGGAUGAAAAUUUUCUUUCACCUAAAAAAAUUGAAAUAGAAAAUGGCUUUUGUAACCCAGGUUUAGAUUUAAAUUUUCCUGAUAAGCUAACAUUAAAGAAAUGCAAAAAAGCUAAAAAAGAAUCAAUUGCCUUUAAUGUCCAAGAAAAUUUAGGACUAGAAUUGGAAGAUAAACCAACACUAAAAGAGCUGAAGAGGAAUAAAGAUAGUCAGGUCUUAUCAAAUGGAAUAGAGAAUCCAGGCUUGGACCUUGAUAAACCCACCCCAAAAAAAUCUAAAAAAGGCAAAAAUUUGUCAAAUACAUCAAAUGAAUUUGACAAUCCUAAUUUAGAGGUAAGCAGUCAUACAAAUCAUUUUUAUAAUAGUAUGAAUUAUGAAGUAUCAAGUACAAGUACAGGAGUAGAAAAUAAUGCUCUUGACUUAUCAGACGAGGAUUCAUGUAAGAAGCGAGUUACUUUUAAUGACCAGUUAGAAUACAAUACAGAUGCUAUGAAAAAAAAAAAGAAGAAAAAGAAAAAUGUUUUAGAUAAGUAUGAAGUUGUCACAGAUAAACUAAAAAAGAAACAUAAACAUGCAGUGUUAGAAUCAGAGAAAUUUUUUAUUAAUGAAGGUUUGGACUUACAUAUAAAAGAUGAAGAAGAAAUUGAAAAUGAAAUAAACGAGAGAAAGAGUAGGAAAUCUAAAAUAAGAAAAGAAAGAAGAAUGUUAUUGUUAGAAACUAUAGAGGAAGCUCCUGAAGAAGAAAAUUCUAAUGAAGUUCCAAAUAUGAAAAAUGAGGUAAGUGAUAACAAAGAGGUUGUAGUAAUAAAUGAAAUUCCAUGUGAGACUGAAAGUGAAGACAUGUCUGCAAGGAAAAGUAAAAAAAAGAAGAAAGCAAAGAAAGAUUUAUUGAAAAUUACUGAAAAAAUAGAAGUUAGUACUAAGUCAAUUGAUAAGAAGAAAAUAAAAAAUGCUUUAGAAGCAGAUCCCAUGGAAACUGUAGAAGUCAAUAGCCCUGAAAAAAUAAAAAAGGACAAAGCAAACAAGACUGACGAUAAAAAAACUAAAGAAUCGCUUUAUCACAAUGAUGAUAGAAUUAGUUUAAAAGAAUUUCUUCACGAAGAGGAAGUUUCAAAACUAAAACAAAAAAAGAAAAAAAGCACAGACAAUGAAAAAUGUGCUGAAAGUGAAAAAACUGAGGUGAUAAUGACUGAAGAAAAUAAUGACAGUUCUCAACAUUUUAGAAAAACAAAACAAGUUAUGAAAUCAUGGUUUUCAAAAAAUCCUACUCUUUUGUUUACUGGUUCUAAUAUUAAUGAGAUAAAAGGCUAUGGAUCUCAGUUUUACAGUAAUUAUUGAUGAUAAGUUUCAAUAUUCUUGUUAGUCAGACUAUUUUAAUAAGUUUUAAUUUACUUUUUCGUACAGAAGUUAUGCUAAUAAUAAUUUUAUUUGGCUUGUAAAUAUUUUAUAAAAUAAGCGA